AUGAGGACUAUCUUAAUAGACAAGGAUGAAAAGAUUUGUAAGCUGUGGCAAGUCCAAUUGAAAAAAUUUCAGAAUAUACAUCUCCAAAAAGAUAAGAGUUCCUAUCAUGAUAUUACCAUAUAUAACGGUACCUUAAAUAAUCUAUUAUAUAAAUUGAAAGAACAAAAUAUCUCAAAUAAGAGAUUAGCACUAGUUUCGCCUGGAAAUUCUUUUGGCUAUUUAGGUGGUGGAUUUGAUUUAGGAAUUAGAAAUUAUUUCGGUGGCAUUGAAUUUGAAGAUUGGUUUCGUAAGAAAUUGGAUUUUAAAUAUCACCAAAUAGGUGAUAUUACGACAGUGUCGUUAAUAGAAUGGUACGAACUACUAACUAAGGAAAAGGAAUUUCACAGAGAUAUAUCUUUCCAUUAUAUUAUCCAUGUUCCCACAGUCAUAACCCCAGUUGUUAGCUCUGAAUUAUCUCGACUUGAUAGAAAGCCAGUCACAGAUGGAUAUGGUACUGUAUUUAAUGCGGCAUGGGGUGCAUUCAUGAAUGUUCCAAAUGAGGCAGAUGGACUUGUCCUCCCAGGUUUAUGCUGCGGAUAUGGCGGAAUCCCUAUCGAGGUGAGUGCAAAAGCUAUGGCAUUCGCUAUUAGAUUAUAUUACUUGGCCAAAUAUAAUGAGAAGAUUUCUAAAGAGCUUCCUGGUGCAUUGGUGAUGUGUUUUUUGGGAUGCCCAUAUUCUCCAUUCCUAGGUGAUUUAGGACUUGCUUCAAAAGGGCAAUGGUCAUUCAAAGAGGAGUGUGCUAAUGCUGGUAUCGAUUUCUACGCCGCAAGAAACUUUAAAGCAGAUACUGAUAGUCUCAAUCUUUUAUUUCCACCACAUUGGUAA
Messenger RNA from Henningerozyma blattae CBS 6284, 864 nucleotides. RefSeq names its product putative ADP-ribose 1''-phosphate phosphatase (gene PDL32). The record is from RefSeq and is a predicted model, not a curated record. NCBI's taxonomy places the organism in Eukaryota, Fungi, Ascomycota, Saccharomycetes, Saccharomycetales, Saccharomycetaceae. Bases 1 to 864 code for a protein of 287 amino acids. The transcript has a single exon.